CUGGGAGGGAGCAUCAGCCUGUGCCUUCGAAAGCAAAGAGAUAUCUCCAGUCACCACCAUGGGUCAUAAUUUGGCCCGCAGGCUCUGUGCCUAUAGGAACAUGCCGCGGCUUUGCUUACCGCCGUCCGGGCCCAGGCCUGCCUUCAGGCUCAACCCAUUCCUGUUCCUGGUCCGCGAGCAGCACGGCUCGGCUCACCCUCCGCUUGCUCAGCACCCGCAACUUUUCGCCGGACUUGGUGACAAGAUCUUCGAGACAUCGAGAGAGGACCUGGAACCUUCGACUACCCGUGUCUCCCAGGACUCGGGAUUCAAGGUCGUCAGCACCUUCAAUGCCAUACCAGGAACAGCAUCUCCGGUUGCCGUGCCAGGAUCCCCCCCGUCCUGGAAGGCCCCCAAACUCCCAUGGCGCCUCCCAGAAACGGCCCGUGAAGCAUCUCUGUCUGAAGUCCCGCUUUCAGACCAAAAAAGCAUGCUUGAUCUCUCUUUAAAAAUUAAGCAUUCUGAUUUUGAGUACGAUGGAGUCGAUGUUGUCACCCGCGCUUCACUUCUUGUGAAGCUUCUCAUGUUCUGCCGGAGAAAAAACGGCCUGGGACUUCGUCGAUUUUCCCUACGCAUGACCCAAGACACCCUCCUUAUCGCCGACGACCCAUCUGUCAUGUCCACCCGGGUUGGUCCAACGGGGGCUUUACGCUCCGUCGUCACUAAGCAUUGUGCCGAACCAGCACCGGGCCUCGAACAUAGCACCCACUACCGCAGCGUCCAGUAUCAACUCGGCCAGGUUAACUGCGUCGUCCAGUCUGAGGUUGGUGUUCUGCGCAGUGCCCCGCCUAGCGAGCUUCCACGUCGUCGCCGUCACCAGACACAGUCAUCUCAGCAGUUAGCCGUGAAUCCGGUCUCCGGAGAACCUGCCUUGAUACAGAUAUACCACAAGAUGGAGCACCAGCGCACAGAAUUCAGGGGGCCUCUAAAGCCACUUCACUGGUUCAGUCGAAUUCCAGUCGCCUUGAUACCUCGGUUUGCCGGCAAUGGGGAAACCAUCACUGAAUUUUCCAAAUACAACGUUACAGAAGCAGCGGGGCGAUGGGAGAAAGAAGAAAUGACCCAGGUUUGGCUGCGGAAGCUAGCCACGUUACUGUCCGAGCUGAAGAAAGCCGUUAAGGCCGCCGCCCCCGACGGGCAAGAGUGCAUUGGCAUCUUAGACCGACAAGAAGCUGUGCCCACAAUACAGCUGUAUCUUGCUGAGGGCGAGUCCAAGAGGGCUCCCGAGGACAUUGGUAGCAAACCCGAGCUCGGGGAGACAAGUCGCGGGCAGGAGGAGGCUCUGGGCGGAGGCGGCCCGGGUCCAACCACCCCAGCAUAAGCAUCACCAGACAGGACAGGAGAAGAAUCAUCAUGAGAGGGGGCGCGGCGAGAGGACAGGUGUGCAAGGGAGCAGAGCUGGCAAGAUGAUGAAUGCCGGCCGAGGCACCGACCAUGACCGCAAUUCGGGGUCUCUUGUCACUAUUUUUGCAAGCCCCGAUUUACAGUCACGCACAGUAUACCCAGCCACAGGCGGCACCACACAGACUGACGGGGAGCAUCACCUCGCCGAAUAAAGCCCCCACCGGGCAAUUCCUGGUAAAUCCGAUGACACGUACGGUGUCGCACUGGCUGCUCUUUUUCUAUUUUCCGGCCUGGAAGUCUUGUUGGUGUUGCUUGCAAGCCAGCCACUCUAGUUGAUGCGCGUGGAUUGGGGCAAAAGCUGUCGGCGGCGACAUCAGGGACGUAAAGGCCCGGGGCGCUCACGGACCAAGCUUGGCUGUGGUGUUGUUCGUGGGCGAUGGCCUGCGAUGGAUGCUAACGCCAUGUGCGAUAUCACCAGAUCCUGGAUCGGAUGAGAUGAGCCCUCUCGCCUUCCGGCGGACUCCUUGAGGGUGUCAUCAACUGCCAAUCCGCGUUCACCGCUGAGGGAAGAGAGGAUGGAUGGGUUGCUGUAAGUGUCAGGCUUUUUGUGGUGGCAGGCCGACGGAUCUGGUCUUUUUUUUUUUGACCACGAGCGUGAGAGCGAUGCAAGCAAUGGGUGGGUUACGGCCAGGCUAAGAAAAAGCUUCUUUCACCUUACCUCCGGCAGUGGUGAUGCUCCCACGGGCCGCGGGAGGGUGGCGCCGAGGCCUGUGGGCUGGCUACGACGGUGCGGUUAGGAGGGCCGGGCACUGAUGACACCCUUGACACCCUUGACACCCAGAAGGGAGCAUCGAGUGCCAAUGUGGCAAUAAGGGCACAAGGGCCACGCCUUGGCCAUGUUGUCCUGUUACAGAACGGUCGUAAAAUGCACUUUGGAGGACACACGUGGAACCCAGCAGCUCGCCCCCCUGGUAAGUUUAAGAGUCGCGGGCUCGGCCGAUCUGCCCCUGCCAGUCAGUGGUGGUUGCUCGUGUCUGUGCUGGCCCCGAACGCCUGCUAGACCCGGACUUCAACUUGAAAGACUCGGAUAAUAAGCAGCAGACGCGAGAGCGAGCACGGCCUGGAGCGCGAAUGCAGCCAGGGUCCAGAUUUAAAUUAGAUUUUAGGUGGUAUUACCUGGGUGGGCUGGUCGAGCGAACUGGUACGAAGCACAGUCAGGCACCGCACAGGAGCUAGCGGGAUCGGUAGCGGCGUUCUAAACACUGACGGGGCUAAUAUAGCGUGUCGUGUCGAUGGGCGUUGGAGGGGAUAGUGGCCUGGCUAUGUAUCCUUCCAUGGCGUCUUGCAGCCCCCUUUUUUCCCACAACACAACCUGUAGGUGUUUGUUUAUCAUCGUGUUCCUCUUUCCAA
Messenger RNA from Diaporthe batatas, 2793 nucleotides. RefSeq lists its product as uncharacterized. The transcript is spliced from 4 exons. The record is from RefSeq and is a predicted model, not a curated record. NCBI's taxonomy places the organism in Eukaryota, Fungi, Ascomycota, Sordariomycetes, Diaporthales, Diaporthaceae. The coding region runs from base 59 to 1360 and encodes 433 amino acids.